Molecule: messenger RNA, 1267 nt
Organism: Danaus plexippus (monarch butterfly)
Lineage: Eukaryota; Metazoa; Arthropoda; Insecta; Lepidoptera; Nymphalidae
Exons: 3
Coding region: 80-1180 (366 amino acids)
Cellular component (GO): nucleus
Source: RefSeq, a predicted model, not a curated record
AUUUAUGUAUAUGUUAUUAUAUUGGAAUAACCUCAAAGUUAUUAGGUUUUAGUUUACGUAUGAUUGUUGUUGUUUCAGUAUGUUUAAUAUUAAAUUAAGAGGCCUUUACUACAUUUGUCACAAAAUUCCUAUUCGAACUUUAAGAAGCAGGACCAAGAGAAGCGAUCAUAAUCCAAAUCCUGGUUUAGAAAAUAGGUUACGAGUUUUUAGAAAAGAAGGUAUUGGAAUCAAUAAUGAAAAUGCAGAAGAGUUUGUCGAGCAGUCGGAUAGUAACUUUUACGAUGUCGGUCAAGCGUAUAACCAACAUUUGAAUGAAACCCUUAUCGGAAAACAUGAAUUGCGCCAUCAAAUAGUUAAAGAAAAAUAUUUUAAAGAAAAUAUGCCAAACCUAUUGACCUGGAGUGAAAAAGAACAAAUACGUCAUCUCGCUUCAACACAACCAGAUGAAUGGACACCGAAAAGGAUUGCGGAAAGCUUUCCUAUCACUGAAUCAGUUGCAAAGAAAGUACUGAAAUAUCCAUGGAAACCUGCCACUGAACAAAGAAUAGCUCGUCAUGAUGCUUCAGCUAUGAGAAACUGGAGGGAACUGAAAGAAGGAACUCUCGACAUACCAGAAGAUCUACGAAAACACUUUCUAAAAUUCUCUGAGCGCACAAUACCACCUCUUAAUAAAAAAUCCCUUAAGGUUGACUUGUCAAGUAAAAAAAUGGGGGAGUUUGAGCAAAUUAUACAAAAAUGUGCCAUGAAAGAAGAAGAAAAAGAAAAAUAUAGGGAAACUAGAACAGAGGAUCAAACAAUCAAAGAAAAUAAGAAUGUUUCAAAGAAAGACAAUAAAAUGGUAACAUUAGAUGAAUUAACAAGAAAAAUUAAAGACAGAUUAGAACAAGGAGACAAUGUCAACUUAAAUGAUCACAUCAUUGUUGACUCUAUAGAUACCUUAAAGACAGAAAGUUCGACUAAAGAAACAAACAGUACAGAAAUAGAAUUAAUCAAUGAAAAAAGAGAAAUGUCCCUAACAAACUUUAAAGAAAAUAACGAAGAGGUUUUAAUCGACAAUUAUCCUGAAAGAAUAAGAAUACCAAAAAAGGCUUACAAAAGAGGUGCUACAUAUAAAGUUAAUGAUUGUUUCUAUGAUGAUGAUGGCCGGUUUUUAUAUAGGGUCAUUGGAAUGACCAGCUGAGUUAGUAUAAUAAUGUAGGUUAGUAGACUAAGAUAAAGAAAAAAAAAAGUUGAAAAGAUGAAAACAAUAAAACAUUGGUUAAAUGAA